AUGGCACGGAGGGCUGUUAAAGAAGCUAAAGAAGCCCCUCAGCAAUUGGCUCCUGAGAAACCCAGAAUAGAGCCUAAGAAAUUUGUUAAAAUUGGACGACCUAGUUAUAGAGUCACAAAGCAGAAAGAUCCAGAGAAUGGACAGCAAAGUUUACUAUUUCAAGUUGACUACCCAAAAAUAGCAGAAGGUGUUCAGCCUAGACAUCGCAUGUCUGCAUACGAGCAGAAAAUAGAGCCCCCAGACCGCAGAUGGCAAUAUUUACUAUUUGCAGCGGAACCAUAUGAAACUAUAGCAUUUAAAUUUCCCAGUAGAGAAGUAGAGAAACAUGACUCAAAGUUCUGGACCCACUGGAAUAAAGAUACAAAGCAAUUUUUCCUGCAAUUAGCAUUUAAAAUGGAGCCCUUAAGACUGCCGCCGGCACCACCUAAGAUUUGGGAAAACCAUGGCAGUCGCUUGCCUCCACCACUGAUGAUGAUGACAGCUCAGAUGAUGGGAGUGCCACCUCCACCACCAUUAUUGCCAGUACCUCCUCCACCCCCAUCUAUGUAA
Bicyclus anynana (squinting bush brown) is the source of this 549-nucleotide messenger RNA. Its product is annotated as splicing factor 3A subunit 2-like. Gene Ontology annotation, biological process: spliceosomal complex assembly. Bases 1 to 549 code for a protein of 182 amino acids. The record is from RefSeq and is a predicted model, not a curated record. The transcript is spliced from 2 exons. NCBI's taxonomy places the organism in Eukaryota, Metazoa, Arthropoda, Insecta, Lepidoptera, Nymphalidae. Gene Ontology annotation, cellular component: U2-type prespliceosome; U2 snRNP; catalytic step 2 spliceosome.